ACGGCGGAUGAAGGUCGCAAGGAAGGCCUUGUUCAUGUGGGGGACAUUCAAAAGGGACCAACGAGACGAGGACCCGGAGCUGUUGAAGAAUUGCUGAAACGGGGGCAAAAAGUAAAAGUGAAACUUGUCGGAAUUGCGGGAUCGAAAUUAACGCUUACGAUGCGAGAUGUUGAUCAAAAAACGGGCGAAGAUUUGAGACCGAAACGGCACUCAUCCGAGCAAACGGAAUCUGCGUUUAAUCCAACGAAUCCAUCCGCCCUCCGGAAUCAAAGAAAGGAUUUUGUCGGUAGCGUGACGGGAAUACAUCUUGAAUCUCUUGAACGAAAAUCAAGACAAUUAGUGAAAAGAAAGAAGCAUUUAACAGAUCAGGAGUUAUUCGAAAAUCAACAAUUGCAAGCAAGCGGCGUUUUAACGAUACAAGAAAGUCUCGAUUUUGAUGAAGAACGGGGCGAAUUAGCGGAGGCAGAACCAACAGUGGAAGAGGUGGAAGUGGAAGUGGAUGAUAGAGAACCUCAAUUUUUGAAAGGACAGACAACCCGCACUGGAGCAAUGUUAUCGCCAAUUCGCGUUGUUGCUAAUCCCGAUGGAUCCUUAGCCCGUGCUGCGGCAACUGCAUCCGCUCUCUCUAAGGAACGACGCGAAGCGAAAGACCAGCAAGAAAAAUCAUUGCUUGAUUGGAUUCCCAAAGACAUGAAUCGCCCGUGGGAGGAUCCCAAUCCCGAGCCAGGGGAGCGGACAAUUGCUCAAGCCCUCCGUGGGAUUGGACAAGGCAGUUACGAAAUGCCUGAGUGGAAAUCGAUGUACAUUGGCAAGAGUGUCUCUUAUGGACAACGCUCAACGAAGUCUAUCAAGGAGCAAAGGGAGUCGCUUCCAAUAUUCGUUCUUCGAAACCCUUUGCUUAAAGCGAUUCGUGACAAUCAAGUGCUCAUUGUUAUUGGUGAAACAGGUUCCGGCAAAACGACUCAAAUGACGCAAUAUCUAGCAGAGGCGGGUUACACAUCAACUGGAGUGAUUGGAUGCACUCAACCGCGUCGUGUUGCUGCGAUGUCUGUUGCAAAACGUGUUGCUGAGGAAUUUGGUUGUCGCUUGGGACAAGAGGUUGGAUAUUCAAUUCGAUUUGAAGAUUGUACGACAAAUGAUACUCUUAUAAAAUACAUGACGGAUGGAAUGCUUUUGAGGGAAGCACUCAUUGAUCCACUUUUAGCAAAAUACGCUGUAGUGAUGUUGGAUGAAGCUCAUGAAAGAACGAUCUCUACAGACGUUCUCUUUGGUCUUCUAAAAGAUACUUGCCGUAAACGACCAGAGUUUAAGUUAAUCGUCACGUCAGCCACAUUAGAUGCUGAAAAGUUUUCUUCUUAUUUCUUUAAUGCCCAUAUUUUUACUAUUCCUGGACGAACAUUUCCCGUUGAGAUUCUUUAUAGUAAGGAGCCUGAAAGUGAUUAUAUUGAAGCCUCUCUCAUCACCGUGCUACAAAUCCACCUUUGCGAACCACCUGGCGACAUCUUGCUCUUUCUAACCGGACAAGAGGAAAUUGAUACUGCUUGUCAAACGUUACAUGAACGCAUGCAAAAACUCGAAUCCAUGCAACCUCCCCCUCUAAUCAUUCUUCCUGUUUAUUCGGCGUUACCAUCAGAAAUGCAGACGAUGAUUUUCGAUCCUGCUCCUGCUGGUUGCCGUAAAUGUGUCGUUGCUACAAAUAUUGCGGAAGCGUCUCUCACUAUCGAUGGAAUCUAUUUCGUUGUCGAUCCUGGUUUUUCUAAAGUUAAAAUGUACAAUCCAAAGACAGGGAUGGAUUCCCUUGUUGUUGUCCCAAUAUCCCAAGCAAAUGCCCGACAACGCUCCGGUCGCGCGGGGCGUACGGGUCCUGGAAAAUGUUUCAGAUUAUUUACCGAAGAUGCGUAUAAAAAUGAAAUGCUUCCCACGGCAGUUCCGGAACUUCAAAGAACGAAUCUGGCGAAUACUGUUCUUCUAUUGAAGGCAUUAGGAGUCAAUGAUCUCAUUCAUUUUGAUUUCAUGGAUGCUCCCCCCGUUCAAACUCUCAUUAAUGCAAUGGAGCAUCUCUAUCAACUCGGUGCGUUGGAUGAAGAAGGACUGAUGACUCGAUUGGGACGUAAAAUGGCGGAAUUCCCCAUGGAUCCUUCUUUAUCUAAAAUGUUGUUGACAUCUGUUGAUCUCAAAUGUUCGGAUGAAGCGAUUACCAUUGUUGCAAUGCUUCAAGUGCAGAAUGUAUUCUAUCGACCGAAAGACAAACAAGCCUUAGCGGAUCAAAAAAAGGCUAAAUUUCACCAGGCUGAGGGAGACCAUAUAACUUAUUUGGAAGUUUAUAAAGCGUGGCAACGCAACAGAUUUUCCAAUCCUUGGUGUUACGAGAAUUUUAUUCAAGCAAGGGCGUUGAGAAGAGCACAAGAUGUUAGGAAGCAACUGAUAUCAAUUAUGGAUCGCUAUAAACUUGAAAUCGUCUCUUGUGGCAAGGAUUACGCCAAGGUUCAAAUGUCCCUGUGUUCUGGGUUCUUCCGACAUGCAUGCAAGAAAGAUCCUCAGGAAGGAUACCGAACGCUUGUGGACAAUACGCAGGUGUAUCUGCAUCCAUCGGGGACGCUCUAUACAAGAAAUCCCGAAUGGAUUAUUUAUCAUGAACUUGUUAUGACAACAAAAGAGUACCUCCGGGAUUGUUGUGUCAUUGAUCCCCAGUGGCUGAUUCAACUCGCUCCACACCUCUUCAAGAAGGCUGAUGAAUCCAAGUUGUCAAAGAGAAAGCAAAGGGAGAAGAUUGAGCCUCUGUUUAAUCGCUUUGAAGAACCGAAUUCUUGGCGACUUUCGCGAAGAAGGAUCUGA
Molecule: messenger RNA, 2835 nt
Organism: Condylostylus longicornis
Lineage: Eukaryota; Metazoa; Arthropoda; Insecta; Diptera; Dolichopodidae
Product: ATP-dependent RNA helicase dhx8-like
Biological process (GO): spliceosomal complex disassembly
Cellular component (GO): intracellular anatomical structure; catalytic step 2 spliceosome
Molecular function (GO): ATP hydrolysis activity; RNA binding
Source: RefSeq, a predicted model, not a curated record